Molecule: messenger RNA, 1310 nt
Organism: Salvia hispanica
Lineage: Eukaryota; Viridiplantae; Streptophyta; Magnoliopsida; Lamiales; Lamiaceae
Source: RefSeq, a predicted model, not a curated record
GAAGGAAGAGGAAGCACCGACGCUUACUGCGUUGCGAAAUACGGCCAGAAAUGGGUGAGAACGAGGACAAUUCUCGAUAGCUUUAGCCCAAAGUGGAAUGAGCAAUACACCUGGGAAGUCUAUGAUCCUUGCACCGUGAUCACUCUGGGCGUGUUCGACAACUUCAAUUUAGGCAGCAGCGGCGGCGGAGGCGGUGGAGGAGGUAGAGAUGCGCGGAUGGGGAAGGUGAGGAUACGCCUGUCCACGCUGGAAGCGCAGCGCGUGUACACGCACGCGUAUCCGCUGCUGAUGCUUCACCCCUCGGGGGUAAAGAAGAUGGGAGAGAUCUCAAUUGCGGUGAGAUUCACACCGAUCUCACUCGCCAACACAAUCUACAUCUACGGCCAACCGCUUCUCCCCAAAAUGCACUACCUCCACCCUUUCACCGUCAAUCAGGUGGAGAGUUUACGGUACCAGGCGAUGAACAUCGUGGCGGCGCGGCUGGCCCGCGCCGAGCCGCCGCUGCGGAAGGAGGUGGUGGAGUACAUGCUGGAUGUGGACUCGCACAUGUGGAGCAUGCGGCGGAGCAAGGCGAAUUUCUUCCGGAUCAUGGCGAUUUUGUCAGGAUUGACGUCGAUGAAGCGAUGGUUCGAGGAGGUUUGCGAUUGGAAGAAUCCGGUGACGUCGAUUCUGGUGCACGUGCUGUUCCUGAUACUGAUUUGGUACCCGGAGUUGAUGCUGCCGACGCUGUUUCUGUACGCGUUCGUGAUCGGGGUGUGGAACUACAGGCUGCGGGAGAGGCACCCGGCGCACAUGGACGCGAGGCUGUCGUGGGCGGAGGCGGUGCAGCCGGAUGAGCUGGAUGAGGAGUUUGACACGUUCCCGACGUCGAGGCAGGGGGAGGUGGUGCGGAUGAGGUACGACAGGCUGAGGAGCGUGGCGGGGAGGAUACAGACGGUGGUGGGGGAUGUGGCGACGCAGGGGGAGAGGCUGCAUUCGGUGCUGAGGUGGAGGGAUCCGAGGGCGACGAGCUUGUUUCUGGUGUUCUGCCUGUGUGCGGCGGUGGUGCUUUACGUGACGCCGGUGAGGGUGGUGGUGCUGGCGGGGGGAUUGUAUGUGAUGAGGCAUCCCAGGUUUAGGAGCAAGCUGCCUUCUGUUCCGAGUAACUUUUUUAGGAGGUUGACUGCCAGGACUGACUCUAUGCUUUGAGAUUCAAUUUGUUAGUGUUGUGUUUUUUUUUUUCCAUUUGUGUUGUAUAGAAAUAAGGAGAAUCUUAAGUUGUUGCUUGCCAUUUUGUUUUCGUUUUUCGUUUAGAUGAAUCACUUUUAGAU